UCCCACCACAGUGAUUGAUCUCGAGGUCCCUAAUAUUCUCCCCCUGCUUGUAGCAGGAAAACGCAGGGUGAGCUUAAAAUGUCACAUUAAUAUUAAUAAAAUCCCAUUACCCUCUCUUCUCUUUCUCCAACCUUUGUUAAUUGUUCCAUUAAUUAUAUAUUUUAAUGGAGCAAAAGGUUGAGAACGUCAUCGUUAGCUUUAAUCCAACCAUCCUUGAUCCUAAUCCUCAACCCAAAUCAAUUCUCAAGAAAGGAAAAGGUUCCAAAAAUAUCUUCAAAGUUGCACUCUUCAUGAUGCGAGGGCGUUCUCGUAAAUCUAAACCGAUUCUCCCCGUUGAUGAUGAGUCUAAAAGCAUUUGGAGGAAGCUUGUGGGGUCCAUGAGACCCAUGCAUCUUCAAAGCAGCGAUUCUGCUUCUCCACCGCAAAUUCUCAACGAUCAUAAACUUAAAAAUGUGGUCACUGAAAAUGCUAAUAAUAUUAGUGUUGAUCAAUAUUAUGAAGAUGGGUUCGAUUCGGCCUCGGAGUUUCCGAAUUCUCCGGGUAGUAGCCGAUUCGCUUCGGCGGCUGGUAGUCGGUACGCUUCGGCGGUGGGGCUAAAUGAAAUGGUUGAAGAGGAUGAGGAGAUCAAAGAAGAAGAGAUUAAUGUGAAUGAGGAUCAUGGGGAUGGUGAUCACAUGAUUGAUGCUAAAGCUGAAGAGUUUAUUGCUCAAUUUUAUCAAGAAAUGAGGUUGCAGCGUAUGGAUAUUGUGGAUCAUCGUUACAAUGAGAUAAGUAUGAGAUCAUUAGGAUUAUGAUUUGCUUAAACAUUGCAAUGAUCAUCAAUGUUGUGGUUUCAUUCUUUGUUUAAUUGCACAUGCAUGCAUGGAUGCAUGGAUGCAUGAGAUCCUUAAUUCUUUUUUUUUUCUUUUUCUUUUUCUUAGAGAGAUGGGCUUGUAAACCCUUCUCGACAAAAUAAAAAGUUUAUACGUACCCAAAAAGAUAUACAUGUAUAAAGCGUUGUAUCCUUUUUUCUUGAAAAAGAAAAAUAUUAUUGAGGGGACACUUUUAAGGCCAAAUUAAAGGAUCUUUAUUUACAUCUCA
Molecule: messenger RNA, 1080 nt
Organism: Cicer arietinum (chickpea)
Lineage: Eukaryota; Viridiplantae; Streptophyta; Magnoliopsida; Fabales; Fabaceae
Source: RefSeq, a predicted model, not a curated record